Messenger RNA from Podospora anserina S mat+, 243 nucleotides. RefSeq lists its product as uncharacterized. The transcript is spliced from 2 exons. The record is from RefSeq and is a predicted model, not a curated record. NCBI's taxonomy places the organism in Eukaryota, Fungi, Ascomycota, Sordariomycetes, Sordariales, Podosporaceae. Gene Ontology annotation, biological process: mitochondrial electron transport, cytochrome c to oxygen. The coding region runs from base 1 to 243 and encodes 80 amino acids.
AUGAUCGCCGCCUCCCGCACUCUUGCUUCUCCUGUCCUCCGCCAGGCGGUCGCCCGCCGCGGCUUCUCGACCACCCGCGCCCAGCUGUCGUCGCCUUACCACUACCCUGAGGGUCCCCUUUCCAACAUUCCCUUCAACCCCCGCAAGAAGGGAUUCGCGAUCAAGUACUGGACUUACUGCACUGUUGGGUUUACUUUGCCUUUUGGUAUUGCCGUCUGGCAAACUUACCACCCUGCGAAGUAA